This is a messenger RNA of Eurytemora carolleeae, 668 nucleotides long. RefSeq lists its product as uncharacterized. The coding region runs from base 65 to 592 and encodes 175 amino acids. NCBI's taxonomy places the organism in Eukaryota, Metazoa, Arthropoda, Copepoda, Calanoida, Temoridae. The record is from RefSeq and is a predicted model, not a curated record. The transcript is spliced from 5 exons.
UAGAAUCAGUCUUGAGUAACAUAGUUUUAAGAAUUCAUCUGCUCCAGGUUAAAGUUUAGACAGAAUGUUUAUUCUCCUGGUACUCUGUAUCCUACCCGGAUAUCUACAUGGUUUGGACUGCUUGGAGUUCAGUAUCAGCCAAUGCCAAAGAAACGUUCUCCAGGUCGUGACCCUUGAAGGGGGAAAUAUUACAGAGUGCCAAAGUAUGUGUCAGGAUACGUCAGGUUGCCAGGAGUUCCAUUAUAAUAUCUACAGAGAGAAAUGUACACUCUCCUCUAACAGAUAUCCAACAUGCAAUACAGUGACUGGUCCUGCUAGUCCUCUUGUUGAAGACUGUAUUGAAGGACGAACCGGAUGCUCUGCUUUUAUUUCCGAGGACUGCACAUACCAGGAUGAAGUAACCUCCCAUUACCAGAGUCCUGAGCCUGGGACCUGUCAGAUGUUCAUGAACGAGCUCGGACCUGAGUAUGGCGGAGGAAACUAUUUCAUUCAUAAAAAAUCUAGUAAUAGUUGUGAUAUGCUGAUUAGUGGGAAGAGGGCGUGUAUAGGCGUGUCCGGACCGCCCACUCCAAACUACGAAUCAUGUUUCUAACCAUUCAAUUCAAAUGUUUUUUUGUCAUCUUUAAGCAUUUUACACAGUUUUACACAUGUUUUGUAAUUUCAAUAAU